Messenger RNA from Closterium sp. Naga37s-1, 1194 nucleotides. The record is from the annotation of a GenBank genome assembly. Lineage: Eukaryota; Viridiplantae; Streptophyta; Zygnematophyceae; Desmidiales; Closteriaceae.
AUGCCCCUCAGGAUCUCCUCCCGUUCAUGUCCAGACGUGAUCGCUAUCGCUCAUCGCUAUCGUGAGAGCCGCCAGGCACUUGACAUUAACCGCCACUCAUCCCCUCAUUCCAUCAGUUGUUAUCCCGACAGCAGGGCAGUGCAGCAUCCAGCUCUUCCUUGUCAAUCCCCCUCCGCUCCCAAUACCUCCUUCUCCUUCCCCCUCCGCUCUCAAUCAACCCCUCCACAGUCCAUCAUCCCCCCCCGUCUUUUCUCUCCAUCACUGCUAGCCAACGACUAUGUGCCAGAGCAGAGACUACGUGGCAGCAGGUCUCUGCAGCACUCAAGCCAUGCUUGUCAUACGCAGCUGUUCGCGCCUUCUUCCCGCCACGCUCUCCCCGCUCCAUCCUCCCCUCGUCUUCCUCUCUCACUUGUCAGCCGGGUUCUGAAGCAUCCAGCUCUUCCUUGUCAAUCCCACAGCUUGCCUCCUCCUCCUUUCCCCGCCACUCUCACCCCCUCCAAUCGGCCCCCUUCUUCUCCCUGCAUCAGUCUUUACUCGACCGAUCUUCGCACCGCAGCAACACACCUGCAGCAGGCACAGGUGGGUUUGAGCUAUUGCAUCAGUUCCUCCCACACGCCCCGUGCGUCCCGUUCCACCCACCCCUUUCUUCAGCUGCUCGUUGGAAAAGGAUCGGAGGCUAGACAGAAUGCAGCAGCAGACCUGGCAGCGUUGGUCGGCCCUCUUGCUGCCGGCAAGAGACUCAUCUUCUCUGCCACUUCCUCUUCCUCUGCUGCUGCUGGCACUUCUGGUGGAGGUGGUGCGGGUGGUGGGGACGUGCAGUGGGAGGGAGGGCAGCGGCGCGCCUCUGGUCUGGUGGGGGCUGCCAGGAAGGUGUCUUGGAGUGUGGCGCUGUUUGGUGCUCCCAGUGAUGGCCGGACCAGCAAAGUUUCUUUUGGGAGACAAUUUGACCUGGCAUUCGAGGUGAUCCUGCACCUGCCAGCCGUGCAGAUCCUAGCCAGCGUGGCAGCCUCGCUGGCGGAGAAGCAGCACCGCGUGCUGUUCGAGGGGCAAAUGGAUCAGAUCAAGCACCGCGUGCUGCCGCCCGCUGACAUGGAUGAGGUGAUUGGAGCAGCAUUGAUGGUCUACACCCACACCGCAGUGAAGCUCUCAAAUCUCUCCCUGACCUUCACCGGGCGGCAAGACAUGUCCCGAUCU